Messenger RNA from Phytomonas sp. Hart1, 927 nucleotides. NCBI's taxonomy places the organism in Eukaryota, Euglenozoa, Kinetoplastea, Trypanosomatida, Trypanosomatidae. The record is from the annotation of a GenBank genome assembly.
AUGCUUGGCCGUUCAGGUGUUUUUCUCUUCCGCAUGAAGCUAGGGGAGAUGUACGUGGAUUACAAACUCCUCUCCCGCGAUCAUCGUAAAAGCGUUCGGGUUGAGGAGGCGCUGGUGGAUCCUUUACUGCCCACGACAAUUGUGCCACUGCGCUGGCUGGAGGUCCUGCGCAGCCCCUCCUGUCGUCUGCCCACCGGGUAUUACGUCGAGGAGGAGGUGUACAGCGCGCCAAACUACGGCGAUCGAAUCCGGGCGGAGGACCCCAAAGCCGCCGGCCCGCUUUCGGCUUCCCCCGCAGGAAUGGGCGAAGGACCCUCUUCUUUCCCCCCCAAUGCCAUUCGGGCCGGGCCGGUGGUGAUGUAUCUCAGCGGUCAGACCCUCCCUGUUGUGCUCAAUCCGCUCUUCGUGGAUGAGACGACAUGGGGGGGCGAGGAGGGUAGGGGGCUGUGGCCUCGGGCCUCUGGUCCUUCGAAUACGAAUAAUCAUCCGGCGGAGCCAGACCUGCGCGUUGGCUUGGACGCGAUUGAACAGUGCGGGCUCUUCGCGGAGCUCCGCCCGGGCGGGCUGCUCUACUCGAAGCUCCCACACCGCAGUCUGACGGAGGCGCUGGCGGGGCCGCGUGAGGUCCUAGGGAUUCGCUGUGAAAUGGCGGCCUCACCGCUUGUCCCGCGGCCCUGGACGCGAAUGAAGUAUAUGUUUAUUGACGAGCUCCAACGCGGGCCGGAGUUGACGGAGUUCGUCGGGCAUAACCCCCGCAGCGGCGUCCCCUGGCGUUUUUCGCAGCAUACCAAACACUUCCGCCAGGGCAUCUGGCACGAGAUCGUGCGGCGGCAUCAGAUGAAUGAUGGCCUGCAUGUGCAUAGUAGCUGGCAGAAAUCACCACAGCAGUCGGUGCCGGGGAUUCGCUUCCUCGCACCUUUUCCGUAA